CUAAGACUCUGACAACUAUUUCAAUCUUUGUUUAUAUCGCACGUUUACCGAUGGUGUAAACAAACGUUAUAGCUGUGUUUUAGGUCUUAUUCCUGCAACAGGUAUAAGAUCGAAACAGGUUUGAGAUAAGGACUUUUUUAAGUACCCUUUUCACUUUGUCAAUAGCAAGCAACGCAAAAAAAUUGAAUGGGAAUUUGUCUAUAAUGUUUUGUCUGACGCUGCGAUUCAGAGUUCUGGAAGGUGGCGAUAAUGCGCUCGAAUUCAUGGUAGCCAGUCUAACGAAGAAGAGACCUCGAGGUCUUUGUGGAUCUCUUUCUUAGAUAACUUCGUCAGUUAUUGUUAAAUUUCAGAAUGACAGACAGUGCAGGGCUGCACUUUGUGAGCUCUUAUGCAUUUGAGGCCAUUCAAAAGGUGGAUGUGAUGCGGCUGGCAGCGCUAAGUGAUCAUGAACUGAGGCUUUUGCUGCCGUGCUUGGUGAGGAUGGCGCUCUGUGCUCCUGCUGAUCAAAGCAAUGCUUGGGCCCAGGACAAGAAGCAAAUCUUGCGCCUGCUCUCUGGUGUGGAGGCAGUGAACUCUAUAGUGGCACUGCUUUCCGUGGACUUCCAUGCUCUGGAACAAGAUGCUAGGAAAGAGCAACAACUUCGGCAUAAGGCAGGUGGCUCAAACAAUGAGAGUAUCCUGGUCUCUCAGUUACAACAUGGUCUAGCCCUGGAGUUUGAACACAGUGACCCUCUUAGAAGACUUAGACUGGUCCUUAGUGAGCUUCUAGCCAUCAUGAACAAGGUAGCUGACCCCAACAAGGAAUUUUUCCUGAAGUCCUCUGAGCUAUUUGAAAGUCAAGUCUACUUGGAAGAGGUUGCAGAUGUUCUUUGCAUCCUUCAAGCAGAACUGCCAUCUUUAUUGCCUGUCAUAGAUGUUGCUGAGGCCUUACUGCAUGUGCGAAAUGGAGUGUGGUUUCUUUGCCUUCUUGUCGCCAAUGUCCCAGACAGCUUCAACGAAGUAUGUCGGGGUCUUAUAAAGAGUGGUGAACGCCAAGAUGAGGAGAAUGUCGCCGGGAGACACAGGACUGAGGCAUUAAGGCAGCUGUGCCAAAUGAACCCAUCUCAAGCCUUUAACAUCAGAGCCAUGGUGGUAGAGGAAUGUCACCUACCAGGCUUAGGGGUUGCUCUGACUUUAGAUUAUAAGCCAAGCAGUGCAGACAAAGCUGUUAGUCCUUUAGUGUCUUAUGUCAGUGGUCUGCUCCUGGGCACAAACAGCAAAGUGCGCACAUGGUUUGGUAUGUUCAUUCGCAAUGGGCAACAGAGAAAGAGUCACAGUAGUUCAGUUUUAUGGCAAAUGCGGAGACAGCUGCUGUUGGAACUGGUAGCCAUCUUGCCUUGCUCACACAUUAGACGUUUGCCUAACGACGCACUGCUCAGUCCUGAAACAGAGGGCUGCUCAGCGUACUCAAGCCUGAGAGAGGAGCAUGUGGUCAAAGCCAGUUCAUUACUCAGGCUUUACUGUGCUCUCAUGGGCAUUGCUGGCCUCAGACCCACAGAUGAGGAGGCUGAGCAGCUGCUCCAGCUGAUGACCAGCCGCCCUCCUGCUACACCUUCUGGGGUCCGUUUUGUCUCCCUGUCAUUUUGCAAGUUACUUGCCUUCCCCACACUUGUCAGUACACCAGAACAGGAGCAGCUGAUGGUGAUGUGGCUUAGCUGGAUGAUUAAGGAGGAAGAGUACUUUGAAAGUGCUGCUGGUGUUUCUGCUUCUUUUGGAGAGAUGUUAUUGCUUGUUGCUAUGUAUUUCCAUACAAACCAGCUCAGUGCCAUUAUUGAGCUAGUCUGCUCCACAUUAGGAAUGAAGAUUGCCAUUAAGCCCAGUUCUCUAAACAAAAUGAAGACCAUAUUUACCCAUGAGAUCUUCACUGAGCAGGUGGUUACUGCGCAUGCGGUGAGAGUGGCUGUUACCAAUAACCUGAGUGCCAAUAUUACUGGCUUCUUACCCAUCCACUGUAUCCACCAGCUUCUUAAAAGCAGGGCCUUCACCAAGCACAAAGUCUCUAUCAAGGAUUGGAUCUUUAGGCAACUGUGUGAGACUACCACACCUCUACACACACAGCUCCUUCCUCUCAUUGAUGUUUACAUUACUUCCAUUCUUACACCUGCAUCUAAGGCCCACCCAGAGGCUACCAACCAACCAAUUACAGAGCAGGAGAUACUUAAUGUUUUUGAGGGCCAGACAUGGGGAACCUCAGGGAAAGGACAUUUUCAAUAUAGCAUUACCACUCAGCUGCUGAUUCUCUAUUAUAUUCUGUCUUAUGAAGAGGCUCUACUGGCCAACAGCAAAGCACUUGUCCUGAUGCAGAAGAAGCCAAAGUCCUACUCUGCUACCCUAAUGGACCAGAUACCUAUUAAAUACCUCAUUUGCCAGGCUCAGGGCUUGCAUCAGGAAUUAGGGGGACUGCAUUCUGCUCUGCUGCGUCUCCUGGCUACUAACUACCCUCACCUGUGCAUGGUUGAAGACUGGAUAUGUGAGGAGGAGGUGACUGGCACAGUUCCCCUCAUGCGCAAGAUGUUGCUCAGUAGCCCAGCAUGCAAGUACUCACCUGCUCAGUUGCACAUGGCCUUCCAGAAUAUAAGACUGAGUGGGCACAUACUGUUGCAGAUCCUGGAAUAUUUGACAUUACUGAGUGCAGGUGAUCUGAUCCCCUAUGCAGAGGCUCUGACUACAAAUAUGGGAUUGCUUCUAGAGGAUAUUGUGUCUCGCAGAGUUCAGCAGACUGUUAACAAGCUCUGGAUGGUACUCAAUACAGUCAUGCCUCGAAGGCUGUGGGUGAUGACAGUAAAUGCAUUGCAGCCAUCUGUUAAGUACUUCAGGAAGCAAAUCUAUACUCAAAAUGACCUGUUAGUGGACCCUCUAAUUGUGUUGCGAUGUGACCCCAGAGUGUUAAGGUCCCCCCCCCUCAUGGAUAUCAUGUUACACAUAUUGAAUGGAUACUUGAAGGCAUCCAAGGCCUACUUGAAUGCGCAUCUGAAGGAGACUGCUGAAUUCGAGAGGCAAAAUCUAACCAUCUCAAACCUGGGGCUUACUGGUCAGCCAGAUACACCAGAGGUCACAAGGGAGGAGCUAAAGAAUGCUCUUUUGGCUGCACAGGACAGUGCAGCAGUGCAGAUCUUAUUGGAGGUGUGUCUGCCCUCCUCUCAGGAGGAGCAACAACUGGAAAGAAGAGGUUCAUUUUUGCUUAGGACUGUUCAGUCAGUUUCAGUUCUUCCUGAAAAAGGAAAAGGAGGAGCUCUGUGGUCACCCUACUCAUCACAGCAGGCCAAGGAUCAACCAGUAGGGGUUAAAGAGCAGACUGAGGGGGGAUUGCUCAGUGACAUCAGGGAAGUACAGUGUCUCAUUUGCUCUCUGCUGCACCAGAUGUUUAUUGCAGAUCCCAACAUCGCCAAACUAGUACACUUCCAGGGUUAUCCUCAGGCUCUGCUUCCUCUGACUGUAGCUGGCAUUCCUUCCAUGCACAUCUGUUUGGACUUUAUUCCUGAGCUCUUGGCACAGCCUCAGCUUGAGAAACAGAUAUUUGCAAUCCAGCUUCUGUCUUGCCUUUGCACACAGUAUGCUCUGCCUAAAUCCCUUACUGUAGCACGCCUAGCUAUCAGUGUGAUGGGUACUCUGCUCACAAUCUUAACACGGGCCAAGCGCUUUGCUUUCUUCAUGCCAACCCUACCAUGUUUGGUGUCCAUUUGUUGGGCUUUUCCUCCACUCUAUGAUGAUGUGGCAUCCCUGCUGGUGCAAUUGGGCCAGGUGUGUGCAGCUGAUGUUGCUGCUAAAGCCCGGGACAUUGACCCAUUCAUUUCCAGGCUACGGUACUUGAAGGAGAAUCUUCAGACUUCACUGGGGCCACAUGUGAGAGUAUUAACUGUUCCUAAGAGAUCUGCCGAAGAGCUGUGUGGAGCUGACCAAGAUGUCCAGCUGUGUUACUGUAUAGAAGCUACUUUCAUGGACAUUAUUAGCACUAGUACCCAGGGAUUUUAAAGAAAAAAUAAGACAAAGUUGACAGGGUAUUAUGUUGACAUGACAAGCAUGUCUUGAAGCUACUAACCAUUAAAUCAUAAUUAGUACAAAUGAUGUAAUGCAAUAAGUCAAAGCAAAUAUAUUCAUCAAAAUGUAUAGUAACAUUGGAUAAAAAAUGACAUUUAUUAUUACAAUUGACAGUGACUAAAACUGAGCAUAAACAUGCACCGAACUGAAAAGUGGCUUUCUGAAAAAAUAGCUAGUAGUCAGUGUUGGCCAGAUGUUAUUGACUUGUUUUCAAGACUACUAUACAAAUAUUUUCUUUGCUCUGAGGCAUUUUCUUCUGUCUUAGAUUUGAAAAACAGAAUUUCUUUGUCCUUUUAGUUUAAAUUAAAGACCAUGGAAAGACCAUUUGAUAGUUUGUUCGGUAAUGGUGUUUAACUUUUUGGUGUUUAAAUUUUGACACUUAUUACACUGUAAACAAAAAAUAAGUUAGCAAAUUUCUUAUGAUGAUGACUGAUUUCUAAUUUUUUUUUCAGAGAUUUUUUUAGUGGUUUUGUUUUUGCCCACAUAUCUAAAAUAUAUUUGCAUGGGGGUCAUGGGAUCAAAGUUUAAUGCAGUGGGGGGGCUGUCAUGAAUAUAUUUUUACAGCUGUUUUCAUUUCGAUGUUUUUUUUUUUUUAAUAUAUUUUGAAAUCGUAAAGAUGUGUUAAUCAAGCAAGUAUUCCCUAUGAAUUCUGAGUCCUUCUAAAAAUACAGAGCAAGUGCAAAACAGAUUUUAUCUAACCUCCCUGCUACUACCCACCAUAUUUGUCUAGCUAAUGUCUUCUUUCAAAGAAAUGUCAAUAUUUACAUGGUUCCUCAGAAACCAUCUGAGCAUAUAAUUUUAUCAUAUUUGUAAUACAAACACCAACAUAUAGAUAAAGCAUAAAAAUAAUUCUACAUAGCUGUCUAGGGAAUCUUGGGUCCAUGUUACCAUGGAGACGUUUCAAGUUGUUUUGAUUUUACUGCUAUCCCUUUUUGAGUGUAAAAGGUACUUUCAUGAGUCAGACUGCAAAGGCUGCUAGAGUUCUCUUAGCAGCAUGUUAAAUAUUUCGUAUUGGAUUAUUUUCUCAUUUGACUGGAUAAUGUGCGUGUUUAUUUUUGGGCCAUUGAGACACAGUGGGAAACUGAUAAAUAUGUGUGUCAUGUAGUAUCCAGGAAAUAGUACACUCAUAUGAAAAGACAGCUAUAAUGUAUUUCAUGCCUUGAUUUGAACAAUUGACACGUUUACUACAUUGCAACCUGAAGUUUAUUUGGCAUAUUGAUGCUGAAUUAGAUAGCUGGGCUGCCAACUCUUGUCAGGGGAAAAUAGCAAAGCGAUGGACUGUUGGUUGAACAUACAUGAUCAUUUGCAUACAAGUGUUUUUUUAGAAGAAGGAAUAUUUUAUAUUUAAGAAAACUUUUCAGAAUAAAAAAAUUACAUAUUCUCAAUUCUGAUUAACACACCUAGCCCUGUGGUUAACAUAUCACAAGUAUUAUUCAGUUUAUAACAAAGCAAUUUGCCAAUAGUUUCAAUCCUAUGACCGAUUCACUGCCUGUCCUUUCAACCACUGCAAACCAGAAACACCCCACAAAACUUGCUGUUUCUAACAUUUUAUCUAGCCAUUGUGUGGCACAUCACAUAAGUAUUGCCUUUCAUAAAACUUAAGAAUAAUAAAUUGAUUUUAAAGUUAUCAAUCACUGUAGAUCAUCUCAUAUACUUCUGUUGAUGUGUUAUGGAUAUGUCAGCAGCUUAUGCUGAACUAUCCAUCCAUUCUUUUUAAGAACCGGAUUUCAAUAGCCUUUUAACCAAUUUCCAAUGUUUCGUACAUAUGUGCAAUAUAAACUCAUUAUGGAGAGAUUGAUGCCAUUUGUGUAUGUGGACAUUGGUGUUUGUGAGUACACACUUUCACAUUGGAGAGUAAGAGCAGACCUUGAUGUGAAAGAAUCCCAAGUGAUGGUUAAACAAUCUCUGCAACCAUUAUCUUAACUGUUCACCUGUCUUUGUGUGCACACUCAUCUUGAUGGUUGGUCUUCUGAAUGUUUAUUUCAUCCAACCAAACUUGCUAUGAUCUCACAUGCUGACAGCCAUGUUUUAUUUGCUGGUUUAUCACACCUCAAAUCUAUCUGUAGCUGAUGCUUCACCAUGCCCCUGCUGCCACAGUGUAAAUUAAUUGAUAUUUUUUCCCCCUUAACACUAUACAAAAUAAAACAUUUAAAAAUUCA
Messenger RNA from Tachysurus fulvidraco (yellow catfish), 6236 nucleotides. It is a transcript of the gene ints2, whose product is annotated as integrator complex subunit 2. The record is from RefSeq and is a predicted model, not a curated record. NCBI's taxonomy places the organism in Eukaryota, Metazoa, Chordata, Actinopteri, Siluriformes, Bagridae. Gene Ontology annotation, biological process: snRNA 3'-end processing. Gene Ontology annotation, cellular component: integrator complex. Bases 352 to 4011 code for a protein of 1219 amino acids. The transcript is spliced from 26 exons.